AGUGACUGAAUUUUAUAAAACAGUAGCUCUAUCAUUUUGCUGGAAACAGUUAAAUAUCGUUGUUACUGAUACGAAUGGAAAGGAUUCUAUACCCAAAGCAACGGAGCAAUCUUGGUGAAUAUUGAAGUUUAAUGGCAUGUACUAGUGAAUGAAAUGUUUGUGAUCAUAAUUUUGGGCUAUUUUACGAAAUAAUUUCUCUGUAACUUCGACCGAAAGAUAAACCUGAACAUUUUUCUUAUUUUAUCACAUAAAGUAAUAUAAAACAUAAAUGAAAAGUGGUGCCCGUCAAUUCAGAAAGAUCCGAAAAGAAAAAUUGAUGAUCAGUUCCAAAGUAAAUUUGCUACUGAUUAAUCACCGCUAACUCUUCAGUUGCCAGUGACCUCAUUUUUCUGUCGAUUAAUCUCCGGUCUUCGCAAAAAAAAAAAUGGUAUUUUAAAAGAUUUUCUCGAAUCUUAAUGGGAGAAAAAUGCUUAUUUAACAAUCUAUGUUAUUCUACCUCUUAAUUAAAAAAAAAAAUUCAAAGUUAACAACAAAACUCGACCGCACAAAAGAAGCCGGCCUAUGUUUACCAUAAAAGAACAAGAAACAAAAAACAGCAUCGCUACCAGAGGAAAAAAAAAUGAUCUGCUGGCUAACAAAUUAACAAACAAAUAAUCCCUGGACUUCAUCAUUUAAUAUAUCCCUCUUUGAAAGAGAAAAGGGUGUUAUUUGAAGGAAAUAUGACGACUGUUUCUUGUAAGUCGAACGGUUAUCUGCCACCAGGUUCAGGUGAAAGGUCAGAUAUUAUUCCUUCUUGAAUCCGUUGUUGACAGGAAUCGUUAUUACUUAGUUUAGCCAUGUGCUGGCAAUGAUCGCUUACUUUUGUCUUCGUUACCGGUCAGCCAGGCCAUGUAACACCUUCUCGUUUGAAUCCAGUCGUUUAUGUGUAAAUAGUGAAUGUAUUGUUCUUAUUGUUGUUUAGCUAUUUUCAUCCUUGAUCAAACAACAUUCCAGCCCUGACUUUCUCAUAUUUUUUCUCAGGUAUAGAUUAUCUAGCUAUUUCGGGAAAUACACGCUACCAUCUUAUUGCAAUUGCUAUCUCUAUUUCUAAGACAAUAGGGGUAGAUUUGGCUGUUAUUUCUUGCACGUAGAAGUUCCCUCGAUACUUAAAUGAUGUGUUGUUUAAAAAGAGAAAGAAAUCGAGACCCGAAGAAGCAGUGUUGAUGAAUUGUUUGUAUCAUGAAAACUAUUCCUAAAUGAAGAUGGACUCAUUGAACUGUAUUAACUAAAAUAUACACUGCAGAAUUUAUAGAAAACUGAAAACUUACAUUGUCUGUUGAAAGUACAGUCAUAUUGUAAGUAUUAAAAGUUGCAUUGUGUGAAAGCAUCACAGUAUAAUGGAAGACACUGUGGUUGAUGCAGAAGAGACAAAAUACUACUGUGAGAUUUGUAAUGAAAAGUUCUCAUACAUUUCACAUUUUGAUUUACAUAAGCAGUCUCAUACUGAAGAGAAACUAUAUCACUGCGAUAUAUGUAGUAAAACAUUUAUAUCUAAUAAUUAUUUAAAGUCACAUAAACUUGUUCAUACUGUAGAGAAACCAUACAAAUGUGAUGUUUGUGGUAAAACUUUCAAAAGAAGUCCUAACUUAAAGAAACAUAAAGUUAUCCACACAGGAGAGAAACCAUUCCACUGUGAGAUUUGUGAUAAAACCUUCUCUCGAAAUGGUGCUUUGAAAUACCAUCUACUAGUUCAUUCAGGAGAGAGGCCCUUCCGCUGUGACAUUUGUGGUAAAUGCUUCUCAAGUAAAGGUGUAUUAAAACAACAUAUAGUGCUUCAUACAGGGGAAAAAUUAUACAAAUGUGACUUUUGUGACAAAGCCUUCUCCAGAAGAAAUGACUUAACAAAGCAUAAAAUGAUUCACACUGGACAGAAACCAUUUCAUUGUGAAAUUUGUGGUAAAAUGUUCUUCAAUAAUUGUUACUUGAAGAAGCACAAAAUGAUUCACACUGGAGAAAGUCCAUAUCAUUGUAACAUCUGUGGUAAAAUAUUUUCUUACAAAAGUAUCUUAAUGGACCAUCAGCUUGUUCAUACAACAGAGAAACCAUAUACAUGUGAUGUGUGUAACAAAGCUUUUAACAGACGUUCUACUCUAAAGAGGCAUAUAAUGAUUCACACAGGAGAGAAACCAUUCCACUGUGAAAUUUGUGGUAAAACUUUUCCAAUUAACAGUGGAUUAAAGCAACAUAUGUUGGUUCAUACUGGAGAUAAAAUAUAUGAAUGUGAAAUUUGUGAUACAUCAUUCCCUAGAAAAAGCGAUUUAACUAAGCAUAAAAUGGCUCACACAGGAGUGAAGCCUUAUUACUGUAACUUUUGUGGUAAUACUUUCUGGGAUAACACUGACUUAAUAAAGCAUAAGAUGCUCCAUACACAAAAGUGUGAUAUUUGUGGUAAAGUAUUUGCAAAAAGUCAUAAUUUAAAGAGGCAUAAAGCCCUUCAUACCGGAGAGAAACCUUACAUCUGUGAAACUUGUGGUAAAUCUUUCUCAUGCAGUGAUUACUUGAAGAACCAUAAAGUGGUUCAUAGUGGAGAGAAACCAUUUAGCUGUGACAUUUGUGGUAAAGCAUUUUCAUUAAAAUCUAACAAAGAUAGACAUAAAAAGGUCCACACUGGAGAGAAACAAUACUACUGUGAAGUUUGUGAUAAAACUUUUUCAGAAAGUUCUACCUUGAAAAAACAUAAGUUACUUCAUUCAGGAGAGAGGCCCUAUCAAUGUGAACUUUGUCCUAAAUCCUAUUUGUGUAUUAAAGACUUAAAGAAACAUUAUAUAAUUCAUACAAAUGACAAAACACACAAAUGUGAAGUCUGUGGUAAAGCUUUCUGGUAUAAAGGUGACUUAAAUAAGCAUUUCAUAAUUCAUACAGGAAAGAAAUCUUCAUCAACCACACCAUGUUAAUUUUUGUCAAUCUCAUUGACAUGGUUUUCUUACUGUACAUUGACAUUUCUGUUGAUUCAUUGCUAUCUGGUCUGUGGGACCCACAUUCUGAUAUUGGUUUCAAAUUUUGGCACAAGGUCAGCAGUGUUAGGGAGAGGGCAAGCUGAUUGCAUCAACCCCAGCCCUCAAAUGGUAUUUGUUUUAUCAACCCUGAAAGGAUGAAAGGCAAAGUCAGCCUCAGUGGAAUUUGAACUCCGAACAUAAAAACAGACUGAAAGCCAUUAAGUUUUUUGCCCCGCAUGCUAACAAUUCUGCCAGCUCACCAUCCCACAUUCUGAUAUUACCACUUCUUUCUAUUCUCCACUUUCAGCUCAUGGAAUUUUCUCAUCCAGUAUAUCCUUUUUAAAUAACAUCACUUACCCACACCUGUGUAGUUGUACAUUGACUGAUUCCCAGCAUCUCUAUUUAUUCAGCUUUUACUCAGUCUUUCAUUAGAGCUAACAUUACACAUCCAACACACCCUUGCUGCAGAUCUUCUGAAUUUAAUACCUAUGUUUUACUUGCACUGCAUUCUCUGAAAAUUUUCAUAUAGUCUUAUUUGCAUCCAGACAAAAAUUCAUUGUCACUAACGGUCAACAGUUCUUGAACUUAGCUAACUCCUUUCUACUGUUUUUGCUACAUUCCCCAGUUCUAAUUAGACCGCACAGAUAACAUGUAUUGACAUACACAUCUAGUGGACCAUUUGAGUAAUUCAUGAUUUCAUCUUAUGUGUACCCAUACAAGUAACUAUCCUGUACAUCUUAGCAUUUUUCAAUUCUGGUUCUUUACUAAUCUACUUAAGAUUCCUCUGCAUCUUUUAUGUAACUGUUAUUUGUGCAAUGUACACAGUAUUGAGUUUUUAUCUUUCCUAUAUAUCUAUAAUGUGUGGAGGCGCAAUGGCCCAGUGGUUAGGGCAGCGGACUCGCGGUUUCGAUUCCCAGACCGGGCAUUGUGAGUGUUUAUUGAGCGAAAACACCUAAAGCUCCACGAGGCUCUGGCAGGGGAUGGUGGCGAACCCUGCUGUACUCUUCCACCACAACUUUCUCUCACUCUUUCUUCCUAUUUCUGUUGUGCCUGUAAUUCAAAAGGUCAGCCUUGUUACACUGUGUCACGCUGAAUAUCCCCGAGAACUACGUUAAGGGUACAUGUGUCUGUGGAGUGCUCAGCCACUUGCACGUUAAUUUCACGAGCAGGCUGUUCCGUUGAUCGGAUCAACUGGAACCCUCGACGUCGUAAGCGACAGAGUGCCAACAACAACAAUCUAUAAUGUAAGGCCACCUUAAGAUGGCACUAGGUUCUUGCACCUUGUCGCUGCCUAACACAUUGGUUUUUAUUCUGUUGACAUUCAGACAUAGAAAUAUUGAUUUCAGAUUUUGGCACAAGGUCAGCAACAUUGGGUGGUGGGGUGUAAGUAGAUUACAUUGACCACAAUGUUCAACCGAUACUUAUUUUAUUGCCCCAAAAGGAUGAAAGGCAAUAUCAACCUCAUCAGAAUUGGAAGCUCAGAAUGUAAAGUCAGCAUUUUGCUUGGCAUGCUAAUGAUUCUACCAGCUUGCCAUCUUUGUUACUGAAGAAAUAUUGGCUGUUGUUAUUACUACUGCCUUACAUACUCACUUGAAGGCAGCCAAUCUGUAAUUUGGUUACUUUGAACAAACCUAUGUUAAUGUAAAGUGAAAUUUCCUAGGAUAUGUGUAGGUGAGGUGAUAGUGGCCUAUCUUAAAACAAUUACUUCAAAAAUACAACUGACAGACUUGAGGCUGCAUAAAGAAGUACUGAUUUCUAAUUGUGGAGGGAACCUGUGGAAGGGGUAGACCCAGGCGAGAUGAGAGGUGAAGUGGUGAGAAAUGGUCUUCAGAUGCUGAGCCUCGCAGAGAUGACAAGUGUCUGAGACUUCUAACAAUUUGCUGUACUUGAGAAGACACAUCAAGCUAAGUGAAAACAUGGCCAUCUACACAUGCAUGCAUGUCCUUUACGGACAUUUUCCACCUGCCUUACACACACAUAUACAUUAUCUGACCUCUGUCAAAACUCUCCCAUCUUCCCAACACCUGCUGCAGACCCCACCCCUCCCCUCCCCGCUCUCAUGUGCUACAUGCACUCUCUUCAUGCCCUCACAUAUCAAUCUCUCCAAAUUCCCUCACUAGCACUUGCUACAGUCAUGUCUUCCCCAUCUCUAAAUAUAUCUCCUCACAGAACAUCCUUCUCUACUACUUAUACCCCCUCCACUGUUCACUAUGGGUAGGCCCUAAUACAUCUUCAAUACCAUCUAUUUCUCUCUAACAUAAAAAGCACCAAUGCUGGUGCCAUGUAAAAAGCAUCCAGUACACUCUGUAUAGUGGUUGGCAUCAGGAAGGGCAUCCAGCCACAAAAAUCAUGCUAAAACUGAUAAGUGGAGCCUGGUGCAACUCUCCAUCUUGCCAGCUUCUGUCGAACUGUUCAGCCCAUGCCAGUAUGGAAAGUGGAUGUUAACUUUCAAUCUUGGCAUGGUUUCUACAUGCCUUGAUGUCUUUUCUAAUGCCAACCACUUUACUGAAUGUACUGGGUACUUUUUAUGUGGCAUCAGCACUGAUGUAGUCACCAAGUACCUUGCAUGACAAAAAGGCAAAAGAAGACAAAAGACAGAGACCCCCUCUCAACUGGGAGUGGAGAUGACUUGAGAGAUUAAAGGUAUAGAGGGACAGAGAUAUGUAUCUUGCUGUAGAUACAUAGAUUACCCAGUUGGAAGAGAAAGGAGAGUGAGAUAGAGAGUAAAAUAAGAUAAGGAGAGCAAUAGUGAGAGAAAUGAUGAAAAUGUGUUGGAACAUGCUCUCGAAAGACUUUGGGAGUGGUGAGAAUAAGUGAAGUGAUAAAGAGAUUUGGACUGGGUAAUUGGAUAGCAUUGAGGUGACCAAAGCAAAUGAUAAAGAGAAACCUAGGAGAGGCUUGGGGAUGGGGUUGCAGUAGAUAUGUGAGGACAUUGUGGGUGAUAGCAGAUAAGUGAGGUGUUAAUGAUGGAGAAGAACACAGUGGGGGGGAAGAGAAGGUGCAGAAAGAUGAUUGUUAGAGACAGUAGGUUGAGUAAGAUAACGAGAAAUGAAAGUGGUUUGCGUUGGGGAAGAAAGGUAAUUGAGAAAGCUGGAGGGAUGUAGCAUGUGCCUAUUCUGCCCUUAUGAUAGAGAAGUGAUAAGUGUUAGGGUAUAAAAUGUGGGGGAGGGAAAAGGUGACAGGGUAGAGCCCCACAUGGACAAGCGUUACCAAGCUGGAUUAAGGAUAUCAGUUCUGUUGUGGUCAGCGGGUCUUCUUGAGUACAACAAGGCACCUGAUAUCUUAGUCCUUUGUCAUCUUUGUAAGGCUGUGUUUUGAGAUCAGCCUUCAAUACUUCAUCCCAUGUCUUCCUAGGUCUACCUCUUCCACAAGUUCCAUCCAUUCUAAAUGAUCAGCACUUCUUUAUGCAACUGUCCUCAUCCAUAUGCAUCACAUGAUCAAACCAGCACAGUCUGCUCUUUUGCGCUCUACAUCUAAUUCCUCUUAUGCUUAACUUUUCUCUUGAUAUACUUGCACUCUGUCACGCAUGUACAUUGACAUUGCACAUCUAGUGGAGCAUACUAACUUCAUUCCUCUCUAGCUUGCUCAUGUUCUCUGUAUUCAGGGCUCACAUCUCUCUACCUCAUAGUAUUGCUGUUCUUAUACAACCUUCCUUUCACUUGCAGACAAAAAACCUUUGGUUGCCCACAGACUAAAGCUCUCUCAACUUUCUCCAUCCUGUUCUUAUUCUAACGUGUGUGUGUUGUACUAUCAGUAGGAGUAAUUUUACCAAUAAAAUCACACGCUAAUUUUUUUUUUUUGUUAUUAUUAUUAAUUAACUGGAGGCGCAAUGGCCCAGUGGUUAGGGCAGUGGACUCGCGGUCAUAGGAUCGCGGUUUCGAUUCCCAGACCAGGCGUUGUGAGUGUUUAUUGAGCGAAAACACCUAAAGCGCCAUGAGGCUCCGGCAGGGGAUGGUGGCGAACCCUGCUGUACUCUUUCACCACAACUUUCUCUCACUCUUACUUCCUGUUUCUGUUGUGCUUGUAAUUCAAAGGGUCAGCCUUGUCACACUGUGUCAUGCUGAAUAUCCCCAAGAACUACGUCAAGGGUACACGUGUCUGUGGAGUGCUCAGCCACUUGCACAUUAAUUUCACGAGCAGGCUGUUCUGUUGAUCGGAUCAACUGGAACCCUCGACGUCAUAAGCGACAGAGUGCCAACAAUAUUAAUUAACUAAUUAAACAGUUGUCUAGGCAAUUCUUUAUCCAAUCAUUUAAUUAGUUAGUUUGCUUGAGCUUUUUCCUUAUCUACUUCAGGUCUGUUACAGCCACAAACUAGAUACAUUGUUUUUUCUUCAGUACUUUUGAAUUUUGUGUGUUUAUAGGUGUUCAUUUGGAUUUAAGUGGUUUUUUUAAUCAUUAAUUUUGCCGUGGAGAUUAUUUGUGAAAGUGAGGUAGAGUUCUACACUGGAUAUCAAUUAAAACUGGAUCUUUUCCUAAAACAGUGUCAAUGCUAUGAGAUAAAGACAUUUUACCUCACCAGAUUUGAUCAAGGCAGACUACCUACCAUAACCUCAACAGUAAAAAAAAAAAAAAGAACCCCACUGAACAAUGGUAAUAUAAACUGACUCAGAGAGUUUGGAACGAUUUACAGUACAAACAUUUUCGAUCUUCUUUUUGAUCAAUCUCGUUGAUAUUCAAAGUUUUCUUUGCUUUCUGCAAGAGCUUAAUUUUCAAGGAAUUGGACUGAUGCAAGAAGACAUGCAGAAAAUAACCUCAUCUACCAUAAGGCCAUGCACAAAGCGAGAAAAAUUUUGAAAGUAACUCUUUUACAAUAUUUUAAAAUCAAUAAAAGCAUUUCAUUUUU
This is a messenger RNA of Octopus bimaculoides (California two-spot octopus), 7819 nucleotides long. RefSeq lists its product as uncharacterized. Gene Ontology annotation, molecular function: DNA-binding transcription factor activity, RNA polymerase II-specific; RNA polymerase II cis-regulatory region sequence-specific DNA binding. Gene Ontology annotation, biological process: regulation of DNA-templated transcription. The record is from RefSeq and is a predicted model, not a curated record. Lineage: Eukaryota; Metazoa; Mollusca; Cephalopoda; Octopoda; Octopodidae.